Arxiozyma heterogenica is the source of this 975-nucleotide messenger RNA. RefSeq names its product Mia40p (gene MIA40). Bases 1 to 975 code for a protein of 324 amino acids. Gene Ontology annotation, molecular function: protein-disulfide reductase activity. Gene Ontology annotation, biological process: protein import into mitochondrial intermembrane space. Lineage: Eukaryota; Fungi; Ascomycota; Saccharomycetes; Saccharomycetales; Saccharomycetaceae. The transcript has a single exon. The record is from RefSeq and is a predicted model, not a curated record. Gene Ontology annotation, cellular component: mitochondrial intermembrane space.
AUGUUUCGUUCGCUUUUAGUUAAGAACUGUAAAGUGGUUCAAACAAAAAGUUUUCUAACCAAGACUACAGUUACCCCAAUUGCCUCCCAUAUGUUUCUCCAUAUUACAUCUUAUUCAAAAAAUAAUGGGGUAUGUUCACAAACUACAAAAAAAUUUUAUUCAAACUAUACUAAGAACAAGUAUAAUACUCAUGGUACACUUGAUAGUACACUAGGUGCAAAGAUUUUGGCUCUGUUUGUGGCUGGUGGUGCAUUAUACUUUGUUUCCCCUAGAAAACAUACUUCAAAGAAGCAUAACACUCAACUGAAUGAUCCUAUCGAGACAUCUGAUACAGUUGACGACUCAACGAAGGUUCAGCAACAACAACAACCAACUGAGGUUAUAACUAAGCCUGCUUCCACAGAACACAUUGAAGCUUAUAACGAUGAAGGAUUAAAGGAUUUGGAAACUGUAAAUGGCGAAACAUUUUUUGAAACUGAAGAGGAAGUUAACCAAGAAGGUGCAUAUAAUCCAGAGACAGGUGAAAUUAACUGGGAUUGCCCAUGCUUAGGUGGUAUGGCACACGGUCCAUGUGGUGAAGAGUUUAAAGAAGCCUUUGCAUGUUUUGUUUAUUCUGAAGCUGAUCCAAAGGGUAUUGAUUGUGUAGAGAAGUUCCAAAAAAUGCAGGAUUGUUUCAGAAAGUAUCCUGAACAUUAUACUGAACAAUUAAAGGAUGAAGAAGAAAUUACUGAACAAUUAGAAAAAGAAUCUGAACCAAAUAAUUCUAAUUCAAACAAUAUUGACACCAAGGAAUUCGUUGAAAUUGAGACACCAGAAACUUUAACUAGUUUUAGCGAUGAAUCAUUACCUGAUAUUACUAUGGAAGAAACUGUGGUGGUGGAAGAUGUUCCACAGAUUGAUAAUGCUGAUAGUGAUGAAACAACUAAAGAAAUUACUGAAACUAUCGAAGACAUUGAAUUAACUGAAAACAGUUAA